AUGGUUUCCCCACAUCCUCAUACCCCAGCGGGGUCCCGCGCCGCCUACGACAGCGGUUCGAACAACGACUAUGACCCCUCUACAGAGCAAGCCGAUGAAGAGCCAUCCUUCAUCAACAACAACGAAGCUCUCGAAGAAAUUAUCCCAGACGAUGACCAACCCAUGGAAGACCUCUCGGACGAUGAGGGCGAAGAAAGUUCCACAGCAUACCGAGGAGCCGGUGCCGGUGAAUCAAUCGAAAUCGAUCUCAUCAAUGAUUCGGCCCGACAUUUCGAUCACCAUACAGAUUCAAUUUACUCUAUCGCUUUGAACCCACGGUUAUCCGGGAUUGUAGCUACAGGAGGAGGUGAUGAUAUUGCAUACAUAUGGUCUUCGGAUCCUACAGCCGGACAGACGUCACAGAGAGGACAGGAAAGAGAGUCGCAGAAGAUUAUUUUUAAAUCUGAGGGCCAUGGGGAUUCGGUUACCUCUGUCGCUUUUACUGCCUCCGGAGAGUUCUUGGUUUCUGCUGGUAUGAACGGAAAAGUCAUGGUUACACAAUGCACCAAUGCUACAAACCCCACCGAAUCAAGUUCGUGGAAGAAAAUCGCAGAAGUCCAGGAAGUUGAAGAGAUCGCAUGGUUGGUUGCGCACCCCACAGACAACGUAUUCGCUUUAGGAGCAAGCGAUGGAUCAGUUUGGAUCUAUGAGAUUGAUGCAAACUCACCUGGAUCGGAGUUAUUCGUCAAACAAGCGUUUUAUAACCAUACCGCAUCGUGUACCGCCGGUACAUUUGCGAAGAACGGACAGUUAAUUGCGACUGUUUCAGAAGACUCGAAUUUGUUUGUGCAUAACGUGGAAACCGGCGAGGUAUUCGCUAGUUUUGGAAACGAUGAUGCCAGGUUUAAUGUUGACGGCGGGCUUUAUGCUGUUGCUGCGAACCCGGCAGGGACUGUGGUUGUUGUUGGUGGGUCGACGGGCGAAUGUAAGGUUGUCGCAUUACCAACUGCUGGAACGCAAACUGGUGGACGAAGUGCAGGUGCAAGAAGAGGUGGUAGUGCGACGGCGGGGACACAGAGUGCUCAGAUCCUGGCUACUCUGUCGACACAAAGUGAUUCGAUUGAAUCGCUAGCUUUCUCACCUAGUUUGCCGCUAUUGGCUUCUGCGUCAGUGGAUGGGUCUAUUGUGCUCUAUGAUACGCAGAGGUGGGCAGUUAGGCGGACAAUCAGUGGGCACGAGGACUCGGUUGUGAAGGUACUGUUUGAGGAGGGGCAGAGGGGGUGGUUAUUGACUAGUUGUUCGGUGGAUAGAACCGUUAGGAGAUGGGACUGCAGGAGUGGAGAGGAGAAAUUUAAGUGGCAAGGACAUUCCGAUGGGAUUUUAGGAUUUGUGGUCGAUUCUAAUGGCAGAGUUAUCACAGCUGGAGACGAUCACGUCGCCUUGGUGUUCGAAGAGACUUCUGCAGCAGCGACUGUUGCAAGUUCUACUGGUCAGCCGUGA
Messenger RNA from Orbilia oligospora ATCC 24927, 1479 nucleotides. RefSeq lists its product as uncharacterized. Gene Ontology annotation, molecular function: protein binding. Lineage: Eukaryota; Fungi; Ascomycota; Orbiliomycetes; Orbiliales; Orbiliaceae. The record is from RefSeq and is a predicted model, not a curated record. The transcript is spliced from 2 exons. The coding region runs from base 1 to 1479 and encodes 492 amino acids.